UGGCCGAAAAGAGCAUUUUAGUUCGUUUACGGGCAUUGGACCCGUUUGGUUCAGGCUUGAAAUUAUGUAGAUUUGAAAUUUGAGGGGCAGAAUUAUACCCAAAUUACCGGAUUAUUCUUGUUGACGGCGGGAGGAGGCAGCGGUGGGUGCAAAUCAGGGCGAUGACAAAGCACAUAACACGACUCUGGGGCCCGACCGCACGACCGGAGCAUCACCUGUGCUCGCUGACUUGGCGUCCACAACAUGGCCGAUUGCGUCUGAGCACCCGGGCGUGAAUUUCGUCCUACAGCGGCUCCUUCGGGAGCGACGCGGAGGAUGAGGAUGUCGCAGAAGAAAAUGUUGCUGGCCUUCAGCGCCGUCACGACGGUGACUCUGCUGAUGCGCUGCGGCGGCCGUUGGAGCCGGACCGCAGACCGUCUUCGGUCCGAGUGCCCCGCCCUUCGCCCCCAUCCCGCCGCGGGUCCGAAGGCCAAGCACACCAACGUGGCCUUCCUGAAAACCCACAAGACCGCCAGCAGCACCGUGCAGAACCUUCUGUUCCGCUUUGCCGAGCGCAACAACCUGACGGUGGCGCUGCCCACGCAGGCGUGCGGCCACCAGUUCUGCUACCCGAGACCCUUCGACGGGCACUUCGUACACCCGCACACGCUGCCGCCCAACGUCAUCAGCAACCACAUGCGCUACAACGCCGCCGAGCUGCGCCGCCUCAUGCCCAACGACACGCGCUACGUCACCAUCCUGAGGGAGCCCGCUGCCAUGUUUGAGUCCCUGUUCAGUUACUACAACCAGCACUGUAAAACCUUCAAGAGAGUCCCCAAGGGCUCGCUGGACGCCUUCUUGGAGCGGCCUUGGCGCUACUAUCGCCCGCAAGACCAGGGCUCCAUGUACGCCCGCAACACGCUGACCUUUGACCUCGGGGGCGACAAGGACCGCCCCGCGACGGACGCGGCGUACGCGCGCUCCUUCGCAGCCGAGGUGGAGCGAGUCUUCUCCUUGGUGAUGAUCGCCGAGCACUUUGACGAGUCGCUGGUUCUCCUGCGUCACAUCCUCUCCUGGGACCUGGACGACGUGGUCUACGUGAAGCUCAACAUGCGCGCGCCCGCUUCCAAGCGCCGCCUGACCCCGGGCCUCGCGGGGAAAAUCCGCACGUGGAAUUGGAUAGACGCGCACCUCUACGAUCACUUCAACGCUUCGCUGUGGCGCCGGCUGGCGGCUCUGGGUUCGGCCUGCGUGGACCGGGAGGUCCGCCUGCUGCGUGUCGCCAAAGAGAGGCUGCUGCGCGGCUGCUUCGGCGGCCAGCGGCCUCUUCUCCGAUUAGCGGGGCAGAUCCAGAACAAGGACCUGCGGCCCUGGCAGCCCAGCGCCAAAGUCGGCAUCAUGGGCUACGACCUCCCCGCCAAUCUGAGCAGCGGGUUCUCGAGCUCCGCAAGAGAACUCUGCCUGAAGCUCGUCAUGGCCGAGGUCCAGUACACGAGGAUUCUGCUGCGCUCACAAUCCGUUCGGUACCACCGGCCACGACUCUCGCUGCGCUCGCGCCCGGUUCCGGAUGCUUCUACAGGCCCGACCACCGCGUCAGGACUAAGAUCUCUGUACAACCGGGCCUCGUAACGCAGGGGUUCUCAAACUUUGAAGGUCCGGGUACCGCUUGCGGGAUCCGCUUGAUUCGUGUCGGUUAGAUUGACCCAAAGCGUAAAGGAAUAAUGAAUUGAUUGUGUUUCUUUUUUUAUUACACACACAUUAUCGCACACCCCUCACAUUUUUGGAAUUUUUUAAAAUAUCUUUUAAUGGGACAACAUUGAAGUGAAAUGACGCUUUGCUACAAUGCGGUCAGCGUAAAGCGUCCAUAACCGUAAAUAUACAGCCAUUCAUGAAUAAACCGCAGGCAACAAAAGUGAGGCCACCCCCUAGGAGAAAAUGUCCAAAUUGGGCCCAAAGUGUCAAUAUUUGGAUUGGGCAAUGUUUUCCGGCACAUUCACGGGACAGGGAAUUGUCGUUUUGUCAGUGUUGUCCCAUGAAAUUAUUAUUAUUAUUUUUUUUUAAAUUACAAAAUUCUGAGGGGUGGACUCACUUUGUGAGAUACUGUACACACAUAUAUAUAUACACACACAUAUUGUAAAUUCAUAAAACAAAGUCUAUUUUUGAUGGGGGAAAGCACACAAACACGUUUCGAAACUGUGAACAUUUCAUUUCGUUGAAUGGAUGAGACUUAACGUGAAGUCGAUCUUUGUAUGUUGUCGCCAACGGCCGCUUUAUUUCUCAGGUU
This is a messenger RNA of Phyllopteryx taeniolatus (common seadragon), 2263 nucleotides long. It is a transcript of the gene gal3st3, whose product is annotated as galactose-3-O-sulfotransferase 3. Bases 316 to 1608 code for a protein of 430 amino acids. The record is from RefSeq and is a predicted model, not a curated record. NCBI's taxonomy places the organism in Eukaryota, Metazoa, Chordata, Actinopteri, Syngnathiformes, Syngnathidae. Gene Ontology annotation, cellular component: membrane. Gene Ontology annotation, molecular function: galactosylceramide sulfotransferase activity. Gene Ontology annotation, biological process: glycolipid biosynthetic process. The transcript is spliced from 4 exons.